AUGUGUCUUUACCAUCACUUAUCUUUGGUAGGCAUUCGACGGUCAGGGCGAGAGGUUAAGAGCGCACCUAACUACGCUGACGACUUCGAAGAGAACGAUGAUUCAGUUAGUGUUGCUGCGGGGAGUGCUGAAUCUAAAGACAAUGAUUAUGAUGUGGAUAUAGGAAUGGUCAGUGAUGACCCUGACGACAACUUCU
Messenger RNA from Sphaeroforma arctica JP610, 196 nucleotides. RefSeq lists its product as hypothetical. The annotation marks the transcript as partial. NCBI's taxonomy places the organism in Eukaryota, Ichthyosporea, Ichthyophonida. The record is from RefSeq and is a predicted model, not a curated record. The transcript has a single exon.